GCUGUAUAAAUAAUCCAAUUCAAGAUGGCGGACAGUGACAAGAAUGGGACCAGCCGCUCCAGUACCAGCAGCAGCAGCAGUCGCCUACAGAGCAAGAAGCCCCCAAACCUGUCCAUCACAAUUCCACCCGUGGAAGCAGCCGAGGAUGCGAACAGCCAAACAGUGCCUCUGAAGAAAAACCCGGUUUAUCAGAAGAGUGUGAGCCUCCAAGAGUCUGGGAUGAAAAGGCAGGACAGCAACUUUGAAAGACAUCCUGGCUUGCACAGGCAAACUUCACUGUCCCACAGUAUUCGCAAGGGGGCAGCUCAGUGGUUUGGAGUCAGCAGUGACUGUGACGGAAAGCGGCAGCAUUGGCAGCGCAAAAGCCUGCAGCACUGCAGCCUGCGGUAUGGGAAGCUCAAACCUGCCUACCGAGAAAUGGAGCUGCCCAGCCAGGAAGUGCCUUCCUUCCAAGGCACAGAGUCUCCAAAGCCACAGAAAAUGCCCAAGAUUGUUGAUCCCCUGGCCCGAGGACGUCCCUUCCGGCACCCAGAUGAGGUGGAUCGCCCACGCACUCCACACCCUGCCCUGGCCCCAGUGACCCCGGGCGUCAUGUCCUUGACAUCGUUUGGCAGCGUACGGUCCGGCUACGCCCGCCUUCCCCGCAGGAAGAGGGAAUCUGUGGCCCAUAUGAGUUUCAAGGCAGCUGCAGCUAUAAUCAGAGGACGUUCGGUUCUGGAGCCCUCGGCACCGAAGCGGAGGUGCAACAAGCAGAGCUUUAUGUAUCCCAGCUUCAUGGAUGAGGACGUGGUAGAUGGCAUGGAUACGUUUGACUCUUCGUUCUUCAGUAAGGUUGACGCUCAUGAUGAGAUGUGCUCCAUGCCAGAUGAUGUGUUUGAGUCCCCACCCCUCUCUGCCACUUACUUCCGAGGGCUUCCUCAGCCAGAGGAUGGCAAGUCACCUGAAGCUGAGCAGCCAUUUCAGCGGGCCGGACCUUCUCGGGGUCUGCCAGCAGCGGCGGCUGGUCCAAAACGUGGCAAGCGGAUUGCUUCCCGGGUGAAACACUUUGCCUUCGACCGCAAGAAGCGAUACUAUGGGCUGGGAGUGGUGGGCAAGUGGCUGAACAGGACGUACCGGCGGAGCAUCAGCAGCAUGGUGCGCUCCCAGCUGGAGCUCACGGACAGCCACAGACCCUACUUCACCUACUGGAUCACCUUUGUCCAUAUCAUCAUCACCCUUCUGAUCAUUUGCACCUAUGGGAUUGCUCCCAUUGGCUUUGCCCAGCAUCUGACAACAGCAUUGGUGCUGCGAAACAAAGGCGUCUAUGAGAGUGUGAAGUACAUGCAGCAAGAGAACUUCUGGAUUGGCCCAAGCUCGAUUGACUUGAUCCACCUGGGAGCCAAGUACUCUCCCUGCAUGAGGAAGGACCAACAGAUUGAGAAGUUGAUCCAGAAAGAGAGGGAUCAAGAACGCGAGUCAGGUUGCUGCGUCCAGAAUGACAACUCUGGUUGUGUUCAGACUCUGCAGGUGGACUGCUCAGAAACACUGGCUACUUUUGUAAAGUGGCCGGAUUAUAAUUCACCAGCUUUUGACCUCAACAAUUCCAGUCGGAAGAGGAUUUCAGGAGCUGUGUGCGCUCAGGAUCCCAGGACUUGUGAGGAACCGGCUUCUAAUCUGCCACACAUCUGGCCCGAUGACAUCACCAAGUGGCCGAUAUGUACUGAUCAGGCCAAAAGUAACCACACUGGGUUGUUACAUAUGGACUGUGACAUUAAAGGAAGGCCAUGCUGUCUUGGAACCAAAGGCAGUUGUCAGAUCACUACUCGAGAGUACUGCGAAUUCAUGCAUGGCUACUUUCAUGAAGAAGCAACUCUCUGUUCACAGGUACACUGCAUGGAUGAGGUGUGCGGCCUCUUGCCGUUUCGGAACCCAGAGAGUCCUGAUCAGAUUUAUAGACUCUGGUUGUCUUUAUUUCUACAUGCAGGGGUUAUCCACUGCCUGGUAUCGGUGAUCUUUCAGAUGACAGUCCUCAGGGAUUUGGAGAAGCUGGCAGGCUGGCAUAGAAUCUCCAUCAUUUUCAUCCUCAGUGGCAUCACGGGCAAUCUGGCGAGUGCCAUCUUCCUUCCGUACAGAGCGGAGGUGGGCCCUGCAGGAUCCCAGUUCGGCUUGUUAGCCUGCCUUUUUGUGGAGCUUUUCCAGAGCUGGCAGGUCCUCGAGAAGCCCAUGAAGGCUUUCCUGAACCUUUCUGGGAUUGUCCUCUUCCUCUUCCUCUGCGGCCUCCUGCCAUGGAUUGACAACAUUGCACACAUCUUUGGCUUCCUCAGCGGCCUGCUGCUCUCUUUCGCCUUCCUGCCCUACAUCACCUUUGGCACGAUGGACAAGUACCGCAAGAGAGUCAUGAUCAUCGUCUCGAUGCUGGUCUUUGUCGGGCUCUUCGCAUCUCUGGUGAUCUGGCUCUAUGUGUACCCUAUUAACUGGCACUGGAUUGAGCACCUCACCUGCCUUCCUUUCACCGACAGGUUCUGCGAGAAGUAUGAUCUGAACCAGGUCUUGCAUUGAUGGAGCUGGGAGGCUGUGGAAUGGGGCUUGCAGGAGAGGAUUUUAAACUUGGGAUACCUGUCGGAUGUUGAGCAGCAGUGGAAUAGACAGAGGCAACACUAGCAGUAAAAAAAAAAGGCAAAACAUUUGCACUUCUCCAGCAUUCCCUGUACCACUUGUGAAACAUUCACGUUCCAAGUGCUGAAGCAGAACACCUGUUACCUUUUGCAAAACUCCUAAAUGCAAGGGAUAAAGUCAUAAGCCAACCUGUCUCUUGUAUGUUCCUCUGUGACAGUUCUGGGCACCAAGCAGCCAUCAUUGAGAGGUAUAGAUUUGAAGCAACAUCACCCUGCUGGUGUCUCAAUUGGGUCAGAGUCUCUUACGAGAGGCGUCUCCACUACAGUGCCUGCAGCGGAUGGCAAUCUUUGCUGAAGUUCUGAUGUUGCGAUAACCACCAACCAUUUGGAAUGUAGUAGAGAAUCUACAAGCUCUGCCUCUUAGGCCAAGUUCUUUUCGAUGAGCGGCCAAAGCAGCCAAUGCCAUCCUUCAUCCAUAGGACUGACUAGGUCCUUCGUGGGAUGGAGGCCUGAGAGGCAGUCACUUCAAAAGAGCACUUUAGUGAUGAGGCAACAUCCUGUUGAACUGCUCGUAUUUACCGUCUGCCUGUAUCUAUGGUUUCCUACUUGAAGUUCCUCCUUUUAUGCAACUCCUGGUUUUGGGGGCCCCUUUCCUAAUGCCUUAUGGCACAAGAUGGUGCUUGGACUUUGUGGCAAUCUUCCCUGCCUUAGUGCCUUUUUGUGGUACUGUGAAUUGUACUGUGAAAACAAACAACCUGGUCUUUUUUGCCCAAGGGAUAUUUUAUAUGCAUUUCUCUUCUCCCCUGCCCCUUCUUUACAUUUGCGAUCUCGGCUACCAAACACUUUCUGGCAAGUAGCAUUGAUGCUUUUAAAGAAACCUUGUGCCAUCUGGAAGAAGUGCCUAGUACCUCCUCCAGUAUUUAUACAGAGUGAAUUUAAAUUUCUGUAGCAAACUUGAAGGAUAACUUCACUCUGAUAAAGAGGCCAGGCUCACGCUGUAGGGACAGAUGAGAUUGUUGUGUGGAGGGUGGAGGAAGAUAUUUUUGGUCUAAAUAAAUUAAAUUUAAAUUUAUCGAAAGCAAAUGUGUGUGUUUUUAAAAAAUGUGAUUUAUUUAGUGCCUUGUGUAAACCUUUUAGCCAGGGAUGGAAAUAGCUUGUCUUGUAAGUGGCCCCAUGUAAUAGACGUUGGUAAAUCUACAAAAUGUUGUUGCUCCAGUGACUGACUUUAUUUUUAGAACGCGUUUACAAAGAAAAAAUGUAUUAAAGAAACCCCAAACCCUCCCUUUUA
Messenger RNA from Lacerta agilis (Sand lizard), 3882 nucleotides. RefSeq names its product rhomboid 5 homolog 2 (gene RHBDF2). The transcript has 17 exons. Gene Ontology annotation, biological process: regulation of epidermal growth factor receptor signaling pathway; regulation of protein secretion. Lineage: Eukaryota; Metazoa; Chordata; Lepidosauria; Squamata; Lacertidae. Gene Ontology annotation, molecular function: serine-type endopeptidase activity. Bases 25 to 2538 code for a protein of 837 amino acids. The record is from RefSeq and is a predicted model, not a curated record. Gene Ontology annotation, cellular component: endoplasmic reticulum membrane.